Messenger RNA from Pelobates fuscus (common spadefoot toad), 2097 nucleotides. It is a transcript of the gene KYAT3, whose product is annotated as kynurenine aminotransferase 3. Gene Ontology annotation, molecular function: pyridoxal phosphate binding; L-kynurenine:2-oxoglutarate transaminase activity. Gene Ontology annotation, biological process: biosynthetic process. The transcript is spliced from 14 exons. Gene Ontology annotation, cellular component: cytoplasm; mitochondrion. The record is from RefSeq and is a predicted model, not a curated record. The coding region runs from base 77 to 1432 and encodes 451 amino acids. Lineage: Eukaryota; Metazoa; Chordata; Amphibia; Anura; Pelobatidae.
UCUAAGGGCGGUUGUGAUUGGCUGUUUCCGUGGACAGGACUCAGCAUUGAACCAGAGUGUACACGGCUUGAUCAGCAUGUUUUUUGCUUUCCGUGGUGCCCGCUGCCUUGGGAAUCGUUUGCAACUGCUGAAGGCUGUUAAUUCUUCUCAGUGCACCAGGGUGUUUACUUCUCGAGCAAUGUCUUCAAGACACAAGAAUGCAAAUCGAAUCCAGGGGAUUGAUGGCAAUGUGUGGGUUGAAUUCACGGCACUUGCUGCGGAUCCUAGUGUUGUGAACCUCGGACAGGGCUUUCCAGAUAUACCUCCUCCUUCCUAUGUGAAAGAAGCCCUUGCUCAAGCCUCAACUGUCGAUAGACUAAACCAAUACACCCGUGGCUUUGGCCACCCACCGCUGGUAGAUGCUCUCUCCCAGGUCUACGGCAGAGUGAUGGGAAGAAAAAUUCAUCCAAACAAAGAAAUACUUGUUACAUUAGGGGCUUAUGGGUCUCUCUUCAAUGCAAUUCAGGGACUUAUUGAAGUAGGAGAUGAAGUGAUAAUAAUUGAGCCGUUUUAUGACUGUUAUGACCCCAUGGUGAAAAUGGCCGGAGCCACUCCUGUCUCCAUCCCUUUAAGAUAUAAGUGCAGUGGCAAGAGCACAAUCUCUAGUGCUGAUUGGAAAUUAGACCAAGCAGAACUGGCAAGCAAGUUCAGUUCCCGCACCAAGGCAAUUGUAUUGAAUACACCAAACAACCCAAUGGGCAAGGUCUACACUAAAGAAGAACUGCAGUUCAUUGCUGCUCUCUGCAUUAAACACGAUGUCAUUUGUAUCAGUGAUGAAGUUUACGAAUGGCUUGUAUACCCUGGAAACAAGCAUAUUAAAAUCGCUACCUUGCCUGGUAUGUGGGAUCGGACCAUAACUAUUGGAAGUGCAGGAAAGACAUUUAGUGUAACAGGAUGGAAGCUUGGUUGGUCCAUUGGUCCUGCACAUCUGAUAAAGCAUUUACAGACUGUUCAGCAGAAUAGCAUAUACACUUGUCCAACGCCGUUACAAGAGGCACUUGCUCAGGCUCUUUUCAAGGACUUUAAAAGGAUGGAUGAGCCAGAUUGUUACUUUAAUUCGCUAGCCGUGGAACUAGAAGCCAAGCGUGACAGGAUGGCACAACUGCUUCAAGAAGCUGGACUAAAGCCAGUUAUUCCGGAAGGAGGAUAUUUCAUGCUGGCAGAUAUUUCAGUACUAGAUGUAGAUCUAUCUGAUAUCACGAAGGAUGAGCCUUAUGACUACAAAUUUGUGAAAUGGAUGAUUAAAACAAAGAAACUAGCAGCUAUUCCUGUAACAGCAUUUUGUGGACCAGAAACUACAAAGCAGUUUGAAAAAUACAUCCGGUUUUGUUUUAUUAAGCAAGAUGAAACACUGAAUGCAGCAGAAGUGAUCCUGAAAAACUGGAACAAAUAAAGAUUAGGAAAGACUGUACCCUUUUAAGCAAAAAAUGGGAUGAAGACUGAUUAAGAAGAAAUCAUGGGAUAAUGGCAAUCUAGGUGCAUUGUGGAACACAUUUAACAAAUACUACAGGGACAAUUCUAGCAAUAUUGUGUGGUAAUCUAGAUUUGUAUCGUGGCAGGCCACAUACUAUUCUGUAACAUAUGCAUUUGAAAAUGUCAACUUUAUAAAGAUUACAUUUUUAGAAUUCAAAGAGUUUAGUCAACAAAUUACCAACUGAGUAAGGGGUGUACUGAUCUUUCGGGCACUCAGUCAUGGAACAAAGUAGGGAUGCACCGAAAUGAAAAUUCUGGGCCGAAACUGAAAAUUCAGGAUGCCCUUGGUCGAAAACCGAAAAUGACAUUUUUCCCUAAAUGAAUUUUAAAACGUUUUUUUCCCCCCUGUAAUUUGUAUUACUAUUAGACCUUCUACCUUCUCUUUUAGUGGUCCCCCUUCUUAAUGUUCCUCUCUCCCCCCUCUAGUGUUCCUCCCCCCCACCUCUUUUUUAGUGUUCUUUCCGUUUUUGAAGUCUUAGAAAUACAAGAAUUAUGCUGCUGCUGUUUGCAAAUUGUGAAGCACUGUUCAUCUUCAGUUAGACGUACUCAGACUCUCAAAACAGAUUAAAAAAACUCUGACUAUAA